Molecule: messenger RNA, 2557 nt
Organism: Syzygium oleosum
Lineage: Eukaryota; Viridiplantae; Streptophyta; Magnoliopsida; Myrtales; Myrtaceae
Product: protein NRT1/ PTR FAMILY 6.4
Exons: 5
Coding region: 47-2020 (657 amino acids)
Biological process (GO): transmembrane transport; response to nitrate
Cellular component (GO): membrane
Molecular function (GO): nitrate transmembrane transporter activity
Source: RefSeq, a predicted model, not a curated record
CUCAUUCACCACAUUGGACACCUCGGCAAAUUUCGGACCACUGAAUAUGCUUAGGUGGCCCACUUUUUCCAAGUUUCUCUCUCCGGAGUCCUGCGUCUCUAUAACUUUGCCACGGUUCCAGAGCCCCAUCACCUCCUCUUUUAUAACCUCAUUCCCCAAGCAAACUUUGAUCAACUCUCCCUCUCUCUCUCUCUCUCUCUCUCUCUCUCUCUCUCUCUCUCUCUCAAGCAUGGUUUUGGUUGCGAGCAAAGGGGGUGGUGCCGAUGAAGGGGAAGUAGUCAAUUUUCGAGGGAAGCUGGCGGACAAGACGAAGACCGGAGGAUGGCUCGCUGCCGGUCUAAUCUUAGGAACAGAACUUUCAGAAAGAAUUUGUGUAAUGGGAAUAGCAAUGAACUUGGUUACAUACUUGGUCGGUGAUUUGCAUCUACCUUCGGCGGCAUCCGCCAACAUAGUCACCAACUUCUUGGGCACUCUCAACCUUCUUGGUCUUCUUGGUGGCUUCUUGGCUGAUGCUAAGCUGGGACGCUACUUGACAGUUUCCAUAUUUGCCUCCAUAACUGCCGUGGGUGUGACUAUGUUAACUCUGGCCACCUCCAUAAGUGGCAUGAGACCGCCUUCAUGCAGUGACUACAGACAGCAACAUCAUCAGUGCAUUGAGGCUAGUGGCAAGCAACUUGCUCUGCUCUAUGCUGCGCUCUACACUAUUGCGCUGGGCGGCGGCGGCAUAAAGUCUAAUGUCUCUGGUUUUGGGUCUGAUCAGUUUGAUGUCUCAGAUCCCAAGGAAGAGAAGGCCAUGAUCUUUUUCUUCAACAGAUUCUAUUUCGGAAUCAGCAUUGGAUCAUUAUUUGCCGUAAUAGUGCUUGUGUACAUACAAGACAAUGUCGGAAGAGGAUGGGGAUACGGUAUAUCAGCAGGGACAAUGGUAAUUGCAGUCACCAUAUUGCUAAGCGGGACACCGUUUUAUCGGUUCAGGAAGCCACAAGGAAGCCCUUUAACUGUCAUUUGGAGGGUGUUUUUGUUGGCUUGGAAGAGAAGGACUUACACUUAUCCUUCUCACCCAAGCCUUCUAAAUCAGUUCCAGAAUGCCAAGGUCCCACACACAGAGAAAUUCAGGUGCCUUGAUAAGGCGGCGAUCCUAGAUGAGAAUGCUGGUACUAAGGAAAGCAUGAACAACCCGUGGAUAGUUUCUAAUGUGACAGAAGUCGAAGAGGUAAAGCUAGUACUGAAGCUAAUGCCAAUAUGGUCCACCUGCAUCCUUUUCUGGACAAUCUAUUCCCAGAUGACUACCUUCACAAUUGAGCAAGCUACGAUUAUGCACAGAAAUAUUGGUUCUUUUGUCAUCCCUUCUGGAACUUACUCUGCAUUCCUCUUCAUAACGAUUCUCCUCUUUACUUCUCUCAAUGAGAGGUUUUUUGUCCCCAUGGCUCGAAGGCUCACCCGCACAACGCAAGGAAUCACAAGUCUGCAGAGAAUUGGGAUGGGACUUAUUCUGUCAAUAGUUGCAAUGGCAGCGGCAGCUAUCAUUGAAAAGGAGAGGAGGAACAUCGCCGUUCAAGAAAGCAAAAAGAUUAGUGCUUUUUGGUUAGUCCCACAGUUCUUCUUUGUGGGUGCCGGGGAAGCUUUUGUCUAUGUCGGCCAACUCGAGUUUUUCAUUAGAGAAGCACCAGACAGGAUGAAGUCCAUGAGCACAGGGCUUUUCUUAAGUGCCAUUUCGAUGGGAUUCUUCCUGAGCAGCUUGUUGGUGUCUCUUGUAGACAAAGUAACAAAUAAUGGCUGGCUCAAAAGCGAUUUGAAUCAAGGGAAGUUAAACAACUUCUACUGGAUGCUCGCAGUCUUAGCAGUGCUAAAUUUCCUGGUUUUUCUGGUCUUCUCGACGAGGCACCAGUACAAAGUCCAGAAUUAUGCCAGAGACGAUGACAACGACGAUGAAGAGGAACUCAAGACUUCAAAUGAGAUGAAAGCCGACAGGAAGGAAAAUGGGCUAAUUGCUGAAGAGAAAGGAGAACUUCAGUUUGUGUGAUCUUAGGGGCUCACAGGAAUCGUUUUGCCCAUUAUACUUCACUUUCUUGAACUUGGAGGAAUAUCAAGAAUUAGAGGGUUUAAUCUGCUUGUCUUAGUAGAAGCAUAGCUCAGGUCAUCAUGUAAAGAUUAUGCAUCAGGAAAUGUCCUGUAAAUACCGCCUAUCUCGGUUUUCAAGCAUUUAAAAUUAACAAACUUUGCUGCGGCGUGGAUCUCUUGAAUUUGAUCGCAUCAAUAGCCAAAGAUCUAAAGUUUUACACUAGAACACAAAUUUCGGUCGAUAUCUUGAAUCUCCAUGACAGUGCUUCCGUUCUCUCAUAGGAAUGCUAGUCAAGCUUUGUAUAAGAAAGUCACCGAUUAGUGCACCAAAAGCCACAUCAGAAGUGUGGAGCUAGAAGAAAGUCACAAAGCUUUGUAUAUAUCUGUAUUUUAUCUAUUUUGCUAAUUAUAUCAGUUAGAUACACAUAGCUAUAUGUUCAUAGAAGUUCAUAUACCGAUUUCGAUUUUUGCAUAUAAGGGAUAGACGAGCCACAGUAUU